GGGCUCGAAAAUUACGUUUAUACGUGGUGCACAGUUAUUGAGCGAACGUAACCUACGUUAUUUUUCCUGUACGCACACUAAGGCUUAUUUGCAAUUAAAAGAAAGGCGUUUAUUUUAUAAGUAUUGCAUUGCCUUUUACGCAAACGGACGCCUAAGGGACAUCGUUAGUCAGGCGAUUAACGUUUAGCAUAUUACAUACUGAUCGAGUCGAUUAGGUACACGAAAAAAUUGUUCACUUCAGUGGAAUAGCGCCUUUCGAUCAUUUGACGUUAUUGUAUACCGACUUCUCACAUCGUGGCUGAUAAACACACGGCAUACGUUAACGGUGCAGCUUUAGUUGCAAGCAAGUUUCGACCUGGAAAAAGUGAACUGAACGUACAAUAUUUAGAAAACUAUUCGUACAAUUAUGUCUUCGAAGAAGGAUCAGAAGGAUACUGAUAUACCCAUAAUCAAAGUCAAUAAAUGGGAUGGAUCAGCAGUAAAAAAUGCCCUAGAUGAUGCCGUGAAGAACAUUCUGAUUAAUAAAAAGUAUAAGUACAUAGAAAACUUUGCCUUAUUAGAUGGAAGAUUAGCCUUAUGUGGUAUUGCAGUAAUUGUUGCUGUGAUAGCCCUUGCUUGGGAUUACUUACAUCCUUUUCCUGCAUCUAAGCCUGUACUGAUAGUUUGUGUCUCAAUUUACUUCUUUUUAAUGGCUGUUUUAACUUUGUAUACCACAUACAAAGAAAAGGGAAUUUUCGUCGUCGCUGUUCAAAGGGAUCCUGCUGGAUUUGAUCCGGAUCUGAUUUGGGAGGCUAGUUCUUAUUUGAAGAAGUAUGAUGACAAAUACACUUUAGUUUUAUCAGUGAAAAAUGAGACCACUGGUGUUAUAAAUGAAAAAUCAGUUACAAAGUCGGUAGCCAACUUUAUUGAUGUUAAUGGUAUUGUUAAUCCAGACUUAGUUGAAGCAACUGUAUCUAGAUUACACGAUAGCAUGUCUAGCCAACGAAAAGAUAACUAAUAAAUUUCUUAUUUUUUCAUACAAAAAUA
Molecule: messenger RNA, 1026 nt
Organism: Nasonia vitripennis (jewel wasp)
Lineage: Eukaryota; Metazoa; Arthropoda; Insecta; Hymenoptera; Pteromalidae
Gene: Spase25
Product: probable signal peptidase complex subunit 2
Exons: 3
Coding region: 407-997 (196 amino acids)
Biological process (GO): protein targeting to ER
Cellular component (GO): membrane; signal peptidase complex
Source: RefSeq, a predicted model, not a curated record